AUGGCCCCACGAAAUACACAGCCGUGCAGUUUCACAAGCCAGGUUUACGAAAAGGCUGGUGUAGAUGAUCCCGGUCAUUUCGCGGACUCACAAAUUCGCCAACCCACUAUCGACGAGGCUCGUUCAACAGGGGAUGAAGCUGAUUAUAUGAAUAAUCCAGAGGACUUCGAAAAACAUGAUAGCGCUAACAUACAUACAUUAUCACUGAAGCCCUUAGAAAAGCUAGGAUGGCUACCUCUCCUGUCAUUCUGUCUGGGGCCCUUCAUAUCAUUUAUUAUAGUGGGAUUCCUCGUCUUCCUCUGGACGCGGAGUUCCGCAAAGAUCUGGCUAACUAUUGUCACCGCCGGUUGGACAUCACGAUCAAUCACACUUUGCGCGUUGAUCAUUCGGAUCGUGGUCGACCUAAUGACAGGAUUCUCUGCCUCCAUGCUUGCUGCUCAAAUACUAGAAAGGGGGUCUGUCUAUCUGGGCGGUCUAGCUAAUAUUUCUCUUAUGAGAGCUACUACCCCAUCUCUCUCAAGCUUGAUACUAUCUUUUCGUCAAGUAGGAAGCAAAACCGAAAGCCUAUCCCCUAUAAGCCUUAUGUUGCUUCUUGCUAUUCUUAUGUUCACACUUCAGUUUUCAUCAACAAUUCUCCUCUCGGACCUUCAACCAGGCAGCUUGAUUGGACUUCCAGAUACCACUCAUUAUUCCUAUGAUUUGGAUUGGGGGUGGGAAACUAACUCUGUUAUAGCGCGGGUCGGUGGUCAAGGCAUCUACAAUUCUAGUCUCGGUCCAUACUCUCUUUCAUCUGGCCCUGGAAUUGCAUUUUUACCAUCGGUCUGGACUCGGAGGCCCGAGAGUUUUCCUAUAUUUGCUGAACAUAGGGAACCCCUUCCCGCAAAACCCAACGUUGAUGACACUGGUUAUAAUUUUAGAUCAUUCCUUCCAUUCUCGGACACUGAGCAAAGAAGGAGAAUAUCCAGCUUUCGAGGUCCUUCUUUUGUUCUGGAUUCGAGGGUGUCAUGCCAGAAACCCAUUAUAUCAGCCUUGAACACAAGUCACGCCGACACGCUAUGGUAUGAACCUAAUGCCUGGUAUACGAUAACAGGAAAUGUCUCCAAUUCUACUGAAAUUGAUGAUCUAUGGUUUCCGAGAGAUGUUUCGAAGGAGAUUCCUUUUACAUGCCAACACAGGGUGUUGUCGCAAUGGUACCCGUCUCUAGACGAGAGCACGACUGCUCAGCGAAAUAUUGGAUUCGAGAUAUGUCCGAUCCAAAGUAAUUACCAUUAUGUCAAAUUACCAAAUGAGCUAGACCCUGGAACUGUCGUUGUGCAGAAGACCGAGGCCGCGGGAAGUCUCCGUAGUCAGCUUUACAACUAUACGGUGACCGAUCAGGCUCCCUCCCGCGGACCAGCUUUUCUCGUUAUCGCGUCGAACUGGACAUUGAGUCAGCCUGAAUAUGAACCCUUUACGAAGCUUCGAGUCAAGAUGGAUAACUCUUCUAACCACAAUUCUCCUUUUACCGAAGACGUUCUAUUUUCCUUAUGUUAUACGUCGUGGGAAUCAGCUGCCUCGUAUAUUGAAAUGGAUACCCCAUCGCCACUAAAGGAAGAGGCGUCAAUCGAAUAUCGAACUGAUAAACACACAUACGACUUCGUUGACGUCAGUUCGAUACUGGCCCAUUACGGCUUGGGGCCUUCAAGCUCCUCAACCGCUACGCUUAGUCUCUCGAAGCCCAAAUAUAACAGUUCCCUUGCCUAUCCCUUUCAACAAUUCUGUCUCGAAAAGAUGGUCACUAACCCGGACUUCAACCCCCUAUUGCAAGGCUGGGGGGUGAUCCUAGACAAGAACAGAGCGGAUAAUAUCUCCUCAAAUGACUACUAUCAAGGCCUUUCCGCAGACUUAAUCGUACCUGGAGAUUAUUCCAAGUUUUUCGAGGCACCACUAUUUAGGACCUGGGCCCCCGUCUUGGGAAACGAGACAAUCGGCCUCUACAAUGCCCGAAACUUGCCUAGCGAAUUGGUUCCAGACAUCACAAAGCUGCCGGACCCGAUCAUUCAGAAAUUCUUCAUAGACGCGAUGAACGUGACCGGUAAUUCGCCGGCCUCCAGCUUAUCCGGAUUACUGACGCUGCUCUCGUCCAUGGCCUACUACGAGCUCAUCCCCCUAUUCAGGAAGAACGGGACGGCGGACGUCACCCUCUUCGAGGUAGUAACGUACCCGCAAUCGUGGCGCGGCCUGACCGCCGUCGUCUCGCUGCUCGCGGCGCACCUGCUGGUCUGCGCGGUCAUCCUCUAUACCUUCCUCACCCGGACGCGGCUCACAAGGCUCGGCAGCUCGUGGUCGAGCGUCGCGCAGAUCUACAGCGCCGGGACGCAGACCCUCGUGCGGGACGGCACGCUGGCUUCGGACGACGAGGUGCAGGAGCACUUGGCGGAGAAGGGGAGGGCGCGGCGGCUCGUGAGGGUUUCUCUGGUUGCGGAUGGCGAGAACGAUAGGUGCGAACCUGUCUUUGUACAAGGGGGAGAUGAUAAAGCGUGUUCUUAG
Messenger RNA from Annulohypoxylon truncatum, 2529 nucleotides. RefSeq lists its product as uncharacterized. The transcript has a single exon. The record is from RefSeq and is a predicted model, not a curated record. Bases 1 to 2529 code for a protein of 842 amino acids. NCBI's taxonomy places the organism in Eukaryota, Fungi, Ascomycota, Sordariomycetes, Xylariales, Hypoxylaceae.